GUCACACUGACCUGCACCAUCUCUCGACGGCUCGUGGGGUUUCUGUCAACUAGUACUGAAGGCAAGAAAACUCGUUGGAAAAUAACAUUUUACUGUGGUCAUGCCAGAACCCACUAAGAAAGAGGAAUGGUCUCUAGGAGAAUCACCUGCCACGGAGGAACAAAACAAGCAGAAUGCCAAUUCUCAGUUGUCCACCCUGUUAAUUGAGAAACCUCAAUCAGGAUCAGUCAAAGUCGGUGGAAAUAUUACCUUCAUAGCCAAAGUCAAGGCUGAAGAUCUUCUUAGAAAGCCCACUAUCAAAUGGUUCAAAGGGAAAUGGAUGGACCUGGCCAGCAAGGCUGGGAAGCACCUGCAGCUGAAGGAAACUUUUGAAAGGCAAUCUCGGGUGUAUACAUUUGAGAUGCAGAUCAUUCAAGCCAAAGAGAACUAUGCAGGAAACUACAGAUGCGAGGUCACCUAUAAGGAUAAGUUUGACAGCUGUACAUUCGAUCUUGAAGUGCAUGAAUCCACUGGGAUGACUCCAAACAUUGACAUCAGAUCUGCUUUCAAAAGAAGUGGUGAAGGUCAAGAGGAUGCAGGGGAACUUGACUUUAGUGGUCUCCUGAAACGUAGGGAAGUGAAGCAGCAGGAGGAGGAACCCGAGGUAGACGUGUGGGAGCUGCUGAAGAAUGCGAACCCUAACGAAUACGAGAAGAUUGCCUUCCAGUACGGUAUCACCGACCUGCGCGGCAUGCUCAAGCGGCUCAAGCGCAUGCGCAGGGUGGAGAAGAAGAGCGCCGCUUUUUCAAAAAUUCUUGAUCCUGCUUACCAAGUUGAUAAAGGAGGCAGGGUAAGGUUUGCUGUGGAACUGGCAGAUCCAAAAUUGGAGGUGAAGUGGUAUAAAAAUGGUCAAGAAAUUCGACCCAGUACAAAAUACAUCUUUGAACACAAAGGAUGUGAAAGAAUCAUGUUUAUCAAUAACUGUUCACUGACAGAUGAUGCAGAAUACUAUGUGACGGCUGGCGAUGAGAAAUGUUCCACUGAGCUCUUUGUAAGAGAGCCUCCAGUUCUAGUGACCAAACAGCUGGAAGAUACAAAUACGUACUGUGGGGAGAGAGUGGAAUUAGAAUGUGAGGUGUCUGAAGACGAUGCCAAUGUGAAAUGGUUUAAGAAUGGUGAGGAGAUCUACCUUGGUCCCAAAUCAAGAUACCGAGUUAAAGUUGAAGGCAAAAAGCACACAUUGAUCAUAGAAGGAGCGACAAAGGCUGACACUGCAGAAUAUUCAGUGAUGACAACAGGGGGACAAUCAUCUGCUAAACUGAGUGUUGACUUGAAACCUCUGAAGAUACUGACUCCUCUGACUGAUCAAACUGUAAAGCUUGGAAAAGAAAUCUGCUUGAAGUGUGAAAUCUCUGAAAACAUCUCAGGAAAAUGGACUAAAAAUGGCCUACCUGUUCAGGAGAGUGACCGUCUAAAGGUUAUUCACAAAGGAAGAAUCCACAAGUUAGUAAUAGCGAGUUCCCUCGUUGAGGAUGAAGGUGAUUAUGUGUUUGCACCAGAUGCCUACUCUGUUACUUUGCCUGCCAGAGUUCAUGUUGUUGACCCUCCUAAGAUCAUCCUGGAUGGUCUUGACGCUGAUAACACAGUGACAGUAAUUGCAGGAAACAAGCUUCGUCUUGAGAUCCCAAUCUCUGGAGAACCACCUCCUAAAGCCCUUUGGAGCCGAGCAGAUAAGGCUAUUAUGGAGGGCAGUGGCCGGAUAAGAGCAGAAUCUUACCCAGACAGCAGUAGUCUGGUCAUUGACAUAGCCGAAAGGGACGACUCGGGUGUUUACCACAUAAAUCUGAAAAAUGAAGCCGGAGAAGCACAUGCAAGCAUCAAGAUUAAAGUUGUGGACAUCCCUGAUCCUCCAGUGGCACCCAGUGUGACAGAAGUAGGAGAUGAUUGGUGCAUCAUGAACUGGGAGCCUCCUGUUUAUGAUGGGGGGUCUCCAAUCUUAGGAUACUUUAUUGAGAGAAAAAAGAAACAAAGCUCCAGGUGGAUGAGGCUGAAUUUUGAUCUCUGCAAAGAAACAACUUUUGAACCUAAGAAGAUGAUUGAAGGUGUGGCCUACGAGGUCCGCAUCUUUGCUGUCAACGCAGUUGGCAUCUCCAAGCCCAGUAUGCCCUCCAGGCCUUUUGUUCCUUUGGCUGUAACCAGCCCUCCCACUCUUCUGGCUGUUGACUCUGUAACUGACACCACUGUCACAAUGAAAUGGCGGCCCCCAGACCAGAUUGGAGCAGCAGGUUUAGAUGGCUAUAUACUAGAGUAUUGCUUUGAAGGAAGUACAUCAGCAAAACAGUCUAAUGAAAAUGGGGAGGCUGCGUUUGACCUACCAGGUGAGAACUGGAUAACUGCAAACACAGAUCUGAUUGAAAAGACCAAGUUCACCAUCAAAGAUCUGCCCACGGAUUCAAGGAUCUUUGUGCGUGUGAAGGCUGUGAACAAGGCUGGUGCCAGCGAGCCCAAGUACUACUCACAGCCCAUUCUCGUAAAGGAAAUCAUAGAGGCUCCAAAGAUUCGCAUCCCAAGGCACCUGAAGCAAACCUACAUCCGCAGAGUUGGAGAAGCUGUCAAUCUGGUUAUACCUUUCCAGGGAAAACCAAGACCAGAAUUAAGUUGGAAGAAGGAUGGUGCAGAAAUUGAUAAGAAUCAUGUAAAUAUUCGCAACUCUGAGACAGAUACAAUCAUAUUUAUCAGGAAAGCAGAGAGGAGCCACUCUGGGAAAUAUGAUCUGCAAGUCAAAGUGGAAAAAUAUGUGGAAAGUGCGACAAUAGACAUCCAGAUCGUUGACCGUCCUGGCCCACCCCAAGUUGUGAAGAUUGAUGAUGUCUGGGGCGAGAAUGUUGCUCUCUCGUGGACACCACCAAAGGAUGAUGGGAAUGCUGCCAUCACGGGGUACACAAUCCAGAAGGCCGACAAGAAGAGCAUGGAAUGGUUCACUGUCAUUGAACAUUAUCACCGAACCAAUGCCACCAUUACUGAACUGGUAAUAGGAAAUGAGUACUACUUCCGGGUCUUUUCUGAAAAUAUGUGUGGCCUCAGUGAGGAUGCAACGAUGACUAAAGAGAGCGCCGUGAUUGCCAAGGACGGUAAAAUCUACAAAAACCCAGUGUAUGAGGACUUCGAUUUCACUGAGGCGCCCAUGUUUACUCAGCCCUUGGUUAACACCUACGCUGUAGCUGGUUACAACGCCACCCUGAACUGCAGCGUGAGAGGAAAUCCUAAGCCCAAAAUAACUUGGAUGAAGAACAAAGUGGCUAUUGUGGAUGAUCCACGAUACAGGAUGUUCAGCAACCAGGGGGUUUGCACCCUGGAGAUCCGCAAGCCCAGCCCCUAUGAUGGGGGCACCUACAGCUGCAAAGCCGUCAAUGAGCUGGGGACCGCGGAGAUGGAAUGCAAACUGGAAGUGAAAGUGAUAUAUCAAGGAGUAAAUACCCCUGGACAACCAAUCUUCCUGGAGGGGCAACAACAGGUGGGCUUUCCUUCUGCAGGCUCCUCUUGCAAGGCGUGCCUCCUAACAUAA
Orycteropus afer afer is the source of this 3544-nucleotide messenger RNA. Lineage: Eukaryota; Metazoa; Chordata; Mammalia; Tubulidentata; Orycteropodidae. The record is from RefSeq and is a predicted model, not a curated record.